AUGAUUGUUGUUCAUUUUAAAUUGAUUAAUGAAAAUAAUGUAUUCAUAGAACCAAAAGUUGGAAUUUCAGAUUAUGAUUUAGACGAAGAUGAUAUACGAGUAAAAUACAAGAACUUCGAUUAUAUUUUAUGUGAGAAAUGUAAUAAAAAGUAUCAUUAUAAUUAUUAUGAUAAGUGUUUUGAUAAAGAAAUAAGAGAAUUAAAAGAAUUAUUCUCUAAAUUACAAGAUUAUGAAAAUUUUUAUUUCAAAGAAAAAAGAAACGAAAGAAUGAAGAGAAUUAAAAGAAUUAAAAUCUAUUUUAAUAUGGAAAGUGAUAUUAUUGAAAAAAAGCGUAUGGAAUUUGGAAAAUGUAAAGAAUGUCUUAAGAUACAUAAGAAUAUGGAUGAAAAUCAAAAUAUAGUCAGAAAAUACGGAUUAUUAGAAUGGAUUCCAUAUGAUAAAUUUACAAAUAUUGAAUUCAUUGGUAAAAGAGGGCUUGCAAAAGUAUAUCCAGCUAUAUGGAUAGAUGAGUCAAUUAUAAAAGUGGAGUCAAUUCUCUAA
Messenger RNA from Rhizophagus irregularis DAOM 181602=DAOM 197198, 540 nucleotides. The record is from RefSeq and is a predicted model, not a curated record. NCBI's taxonomy places the organism in Eukaryota, Fungi, Glomeromycota, Glomeromycetes, Glomerales, Glomeraceae.